UUCUGAGAGCUUUGAAAAUAUUCUCCAACAUUAAAAUGGAGAAAAGUACAGAAGAAAAUAAGACAACCCUUGAAGAAACUGUUCAUGGGGCGCCCAAAGUAACCACCCCAACAAGGAAUUUCAAAUUUGAUCCUGAAUGGGUCCAAGUUCUUAUAAAUUUAAGGAUGAAGUAUGCCAAGUUAUUUACUAGGCAUAGAAAUUCUGCUUCAGAUGGAUGGAAAUUAGUGUAUGAGGAGCUCAAAGAAUCAGGUGCUCCUCAAUACAUAACAAUGGCAAAUAUAAAAAAGAAAUGGAUGAAUUUAAUGGCGCGAUUUAGACAAAUAAAGAAUUCGGUUGUGGACGAUCAAAGUGUUACAUGGCCUUACUUUGAGCAGAUAAAUAGAGCAUUUGGAACAAAGUAUUCGCCAAAACCUGGUGAGGAUUUGGACAAAAAAAGUGAUAGUAGUUUAUUAAAUGCGAUUAAUAAUGAUGAACGGCAAAAUUUUAUAAGAAAACUGAUCGAGCUCAGAUAUAAUCAUCGUCACCUAUUCACUGGUAAAAAAUAUACUGCCAGAUAUGGAUGGAUGAUUAUAAGAACACUUCUACAAUGUGAAGACAGAUAUUCAGUGGAACAACUAAGCAAGUGUUGGCAAAACCUAGUGCAGAGAUAUAAACAAUUGUUAAGGCAUGAAAGCACUGUAAACAUAACAUGGCCCUAUUUUCAAUUGAUGCACAAUUGGUUCAGCGAAGACACAGCUCCAAAAACAGAUGGCAUAAAAAGUACUAUUGAUUCAACUCAAAAUAUAAUCGAAGGAGAACUAGGCAAUUUAAACGAAAAGACUGAAGAAAACGAGGAAUUAAAAAUUAAAAUUUCCAGGGAGAUUGUGUUUGCGAAAUUAUCUGAUCAAAUUAAUAAUGUAAAAAUUAAGCAGGACCUGUUAAACAAUGAGAUUUUGAGGAGCCUAAAAAAUAUUGAGCAUAUGCUCACUGAACACACUUGUGUUUGCAACAAUACACCUAGUAAUAGUAGUAAGUAGUUUCAAUGUAGUAUAGGUUGUUAAAU
This is a messenger RNA of Brassicogethes aeneus, 1042 nucleotides long. The record is from the annotation of a GenBank genome assembly. Lineage: Eukaryota; Metazoa; Arthropoda; Insecta; Coleoptera; Nitidulidae.